Molecule: messenger RNA, 1947 nt
Organism: Histoplasma mississippiense
Lineage: Eukaryota; Fungi; Ascomycota; Eurotiomycetes; Onygenales; Ajellomycetaceae
Exons: 9
Coding region: 1-1947 (648 amino acids)
Biological process (GO): regulation of intracellular pH
Cellular component (GO): membrane; vacuole
Molecular function (GO): protein binding
Source: RefSeq, a predicted model, not a curated record
AUGGAUGUCCGAUUUCUGUUGAAUCCUCCAGAUGAGGGAGAGAGGACGGUGAUCGCUGCUGCUGCAUUAACAGAGUUGAGACUGCCCGUUGAACUGAAACGGCAGAUUGUGGGCCACCUGAACACGAAAGACAUCACACAUCUAGCCCGUACCUGCAAAUCCUUCCGCCUCUCGAUCGAGCCAUGUCUUUAUGAGACAGUGAACUUGGAUGCCUUCAAGAAGCCAUAUCUGCAUGUGUUAAAAUUGUCGGCAAUGAUCAAUAAAGAUUCAACCCUGGCUGGACACAUCAAAACGCUCGAGGUCGGUGAUCUGAGAAAAGAGGAUACCAGACGGGUGGACGAAUUGGACGAAUUGGUGAAAACAGCGGGAUGGGAGACCAGCCCAUCAGCGGAUGAAAGCAUCGCACGCUUGCUAUCUCAAUUGGGCAGCCUUAGGUCAUUUUGCCUUAACCACCUUCAUGGCGAGGUGCAUCUAGCCACCUUUAACUUUGCGCCGAACAUAGCACCACCAAUGUCAUAUCAGAGUCCUAAGGACCAACCGAAAUAUAAGCAGCCAUUUCCAACAUCGCUGCUUACAGCAUUUAUAGAGAUGAAAAUAGGGCUACUUGCACGCCAAACGCUCAUGGAUUUGGAUCUAUGGGAGAUACAAGAGUGUGUAUCGCUUUCUGUUUUUUUGGCAGCCAACCUACUAACCCCCUCAACAACAACAGGGCUAAUAAAUAAUGUCCUCUACGUAAUUAUUCUUUCCGCGGCACUUGACCUCGUCGGCCCCAACGUCCCCAAAGCCGCCGUCCUCCUCGCUGACGUCGUCCCCUCGUUCUUCACAAAACUAUGCGCGCCCUACUUCAUCCACACCGUCCCAUAUUCCGUCCGCAUCCUGAUAUUCGUCACCCUAUCCGCCGGCGGUAUGCUCCUUAUCUCUCUCUCGCCGGCCUACGUACCGAAUUCCCCAGCAGGCAACUCCAUCACAACCAAAAUGCUUGGCGUAAUUCUCGCCAGCUUUUCAAGCGGGGGCGGCGAGCUGAGCUUUUUGGGCCUGACUCAUUUUUACGGACCGUUCAGUCUGGCAGCGUGGGGAAGCGGGACUGGCGCGGCUGGGCUGGUGGGUGCGGGGGCUUACGCGAUGGCAACCACGACGUUUGGGUUUGGUGUGGGAACCACGCUCUUGUUUUCGGCGGGGUUGCCGUUGAUCAUGUUGUUGAGCUUCUUCGCGAUUCUCCCCCGGGGCCCGUUGAGGUGUGUCGCGAAGCUGGAUGACUACGAGCAAGUCGACGCGGAAGGUGAGGUGGAUGAACACGCCGUUUUUGGGAGGAGUCGGGCACAGCGGAGAGGGCUGGACGAGGGCGAAAAUGAGACGGAUGGGCUGCUAGGACGUGAUUUGGCGGACGCGCGGGAGGAUGGCAAGGCGACAGCUAGCCGGGGUGAUCUGUCCUGGUCACGAUUCAGAGCGGAUUUGAAAAAGGCUCAAGCUCUAUUCUUUCCAUUCAUGCUCCCCCUUCUCCUGGUAUACAUCGCCGAAUACACGAUAAAUCAAGGCGUUGCCCCAACACUCCUCUUCCCCCUGAAAGAAACACCCUUCAAGCACUUCCGCGCCUUCUACCCAGCCUACAACGCCAUCUACCAAACCGGCGUUUUCAUCUCGCGCUCCUCCACGCCCUUCAUCCGCGUCCACAAUCUCUAUCUGCCCUCCUUCCUCCAGGUGAUUAACCUGAGCAUCCUCAUCCUCCAUGCGCUGUUCAAUUUCAUCCCCAGCGUGUAUAUAAUAUUCCUCAUCGUUUUCUGGGAAGGUCUGCUGGGCGGGCUGGUGUACGUGAAUACAUUCGCGGAGAUCUCGGACCGGGUCCCAAAGGACGACCGGGAGUUUUCCCUGGGAGCGACGACGGGUUUUGCCGUGAGGACACAGUACUACACCCCGCACACACCGAACUGCAUCUCUGUACAGUACUAG